AGAGCAGGGCCGUCCCGUGCCGCACCCUAGACGACCAGCCCAUCGUCGAGUCCAUCGAGCACGCCGGCGGGACCCCGCCGGCAGUGACUGCCCAUCCAGUCCAUGCCUCCUCUUCCAGUGAUCCGAUCCGACUGGGAUGGGGUCUCCCAGAUAAGCGCGCGCCUUUAUCUACCCACUCUCUCUUCCUCCGCCUCUGCCUGCUCCUAUCCAUUCGCCUUCCUCUGCCCCCCGCCCCGCGCCGCUGUCUCGCUCUCCUCACUCCUCUCCGGGAUUCCACCCCGCGCCUUCGCCUUCCCUCCCCGACCCGGCCGCCGCCGCGGGACCAGGACCUUCGCCAGGCGCCCGCGCCGAAGAGGAGCCGCCGCCACCAAGAGCUAGCCGGUCACAGUCGUUGCAAAGCACAUAUAUAUGGCCCUCAAUACACUGCAACUUCCAUCUAACUUAGCAAGGCUAAGCAGCUACAGCUUCAGUCCAUCCUCAGCUUCUUACCAGCCAAAGCCACCAGGGAGACUUGACACAAGGACCACUGCAAAGAAGCACCAGAAGAGAACCACAUCAGUCCUUAAAUGCAGAGCCAAUCUGCAUGGCUGCAUGGACGAGGUUGUUCAGACCCCCAAAGACCAGACGACCGAAAUCCCCAUCGUGAUGUACCCAUCAGUGGUCUUCCCUGGCGCCACACUUCAGCUGCAGGCGUUUGAGUUCAGGUACCGCAUAAUGAUGCACACCCUUCUUCAGCAAGGCCUCAAGUUUGGGGUCAUCUACUGUGGCAAGAAUGGCAGGAUGGCAGAUGUUGGGUGCAUCGCCCAUGUCAUCGAGUGCGAGAGGCUCAUCGAUGGCCGGUUCUUCCUCACCUGCGUAGGUGAAGAUCGCUUCAGGGUCAUCGAGAUCAUCAGGACAAAGCCCUAUGUUGUUGCAAGGAUCCAGGUGCUGAACGACCAUCCCAGCUCAGAGCCCCAGGAUGACCUUGGGAGCCUGAUGCAGCAGGUGGAGCAGCACCUCAAGAAUGUGGCCAUGCUUUCAGACAAACUGAACCUGAACCAGAAACUGAGGGGAGAUCAUCAGGCUGAGCAAUUCCGCAGGAUGCACUCUGCGGCCUCUUUCUCAUUCGUAAUCGCACGAUUAUUCAUCCAUGAUCGCCUGGAGCAGCAAACACUGCUGCAGAUGAAUGACAUCACCCAGCGGUUGGCGCGAGAGGGGAUGUACCUGGAGCGCAGGAGCAAGUACCUGGCGGCCAUUGCAGCAAUCAAGGACGCCUUUGAGCACCUGUCCUGCAAUGAGAAGUAGAACCUGCCUUGGCAUUUUGGAGGUGUGAUAUUGCUACUAACUAGAUAUGUAGAGCAAUAAACAACCAGACAACCACAUGGUCAUAGGUUUCCUUUUAAUCUUGAAGCUUCUGCUACUUCUGUGUAUAGUGUACAUUCUCUCGUGUCCUUUUUUGUUUUGCAAAUUUUGCUGCUAUUUCCAGAUGUACUUGUGUAUAUACGCGCGCUGUCUGCAACAUGGAGGGUAUAUUGAGUAAGAGCUUUUCUAUCA
Molecule: messenger RNA, 1533 nt
Organism: Panicum hallii
Lineage: Eukaryota; Viridiplantae; Streptophyta; Magnoliopsida; Poales; Poaceae
Exons: 2
Coding region: 409-1284 (291 amino acids)
Source: RefSeq, a predicted model, not a curated record